Messenger RNA from Solea senegalensis (Senegalese sole), 1970 nucleotides. Its product is annotated as zinc finger protein 37-like. NCBI's taxonomy places the organism in Eukaryota, Metazoa, Chordata, Actinopteri, Pleuronectiformes, Soleidae. Bases 117 to 1019 code for a protein of 300 amino acids. The transcript has 2 exons. Gene Ontology annotation, biological process: regulation of transcription by RNA polymerase II. The record is from RefSeq and is a predicted model, not a curated record. Gene Ontology annotation, molecular function: DNA-binding transcription factor activity; RNA polymerase II cis-regulatory region sequence-specific DNA binding.
AGUAAACAAACACAAAGGCAGCUAGCAACUUUAGCUCCGUGUGGACAGUAAAGUGGAAAGACGGUGCUUUGUUCGCGUGUCGCAGGUCAAACAUUCCAGUUGUUAACGAAGCAGCAAUGUCUUCACUUGUGUAUUUAAGAGAUUUAAUCAACGGACGACUAACUGCUGCCGCCGAAGAAAUAUUCACACACGUAGAAAGAAUCGUCGUCGAGUACGAGGAGGAGGUGGAUCGUCAGCGCAAACUGUUGGAGGUCGUUCGCAACCCUCAACUAACGUCACAGCGGAUAGACCAUCAACAGCACAAUGUCUAUGAUGAGGAGGAGGUUCUCACUGAGCAGCAGCUCUGUGACCAGGAGCAAAACUCCAGUCAGGACCAAGAGGAACCAGAGUCUCUACAGAUUAAAGAGGAAGAGGAGGAAAUCUGCACCAGUCAGGAGCAGGAGCAGCUUGAACUGAAGCAGGAGGUUGAUACCUUUAUGUUGACUACUGAUAAUGAAGAAAGUGAUCACAUGGAACCAGGACCAGACACUAACCACCAGCUCCUCUCUCAUGAAGCUGAGAGUCAAGACCAAACAGUCCACAUGAGAAAUAUUCCAGGUGAAAAGCCCCACAUGUGCAACAUUUGUAAGAAAUGCUUUGCAGGUAAAGGUACCUUGAUCGUCCACUACAGAACUCACACAGGUGAGAAGCCCUAUUACUGUGAAACAUGUGGAAAGUGUUUUCGUCAACUCUCACACUUGAUUAAACACAAAGUAACUCACACGGGUGAGAAGCCCCAUAUUUGCAACGUCUGUAAGAAAUGCUUUAGGCGUCAUGACAUUCUGAUUGAACACAUGACAACUCACACAGGAGAGAAGCCCUAUUCUUGUGAAACGUGUGGAAAGUGUUUUCGACAUGGCUCAAAUUUAAUAAGGCACAGAAAAAUUCACACAGGUGACAAGUCCCAUAUGUGCAACAUUUGUCAGGAAAGUUUUCCCGUCAAAAGUAUCUUGACGGCUCACAUGAAGACUCACAGCUGAGAACCUCUGCAGCACCUGAAAAUUAAACUCAUUUGGUUACGUGUCAAAUUUAAAAAAAAAUUUUUAAUCAUGUGACACCUCAUGUAACCAGACCCCAAUGAUCAUCAGUUAGGAACACAACACAUAUGAGCUGAGUAGUGUUUUGUGUUUCCAUAGCAUGACUACAUGCAAAAAAUGAAAUAAGUCAAAGAAGUUGUUAAAAAUUAAUCAGUCAGUCAGCAACUUUUGGCCUCUCUGCUUUUUUUAAAAAAAUAAAAAAUUAGCCAGGAAGGUCCUUUUGAGAUACAAGAUCUCUUCUUGCAGGGAGUCCUGGUCAAGUUACAGUACACAUAGUUACGGAGACAAAACAAUUUCAGAUAUAAAACUCACUUUAGAAUAUAAAAGCUAAAAGGAAGUCAUUAAAUGAGACUAAAAAAGAGAGACCUAAUGAAAGUAGACAUUUACAGGUCAUAGUUGUUGUUGUCGAAAACAGUGUCUGGGAACUGUACAAGUAAAAAGAUAAAAAGGAGAAUGCAAAAAAUCCUGACACGUUAUUUACAUGACAUUUUAUGACACUUUAAGUAAAGACAUUCUUGAAUUUCCUUGAGGGGAUUAAAAUCUGUGUGUCUGUCAGUAUGCUUUGGACAGAAUAUUGUGUCUUCUCUCCCUGUCCUGGCUGCUCUUGUCUCACCUGGUUCAGCAGAGGACUGGGGAGGAUCUAAAAAGGAUUCAAAAAAUGCUUGACUUGUCAACUUCUUACAUUUGGGCUGGAUUUUUUUUAUAUGAUGAGUGUUCUUAUCUGUGAAACUGUAUAUCUGUCAAACAUUUAUUGUAUUCUUCAAAGUCCCGGAGUUUGUAUUGCAAAAAUAUGCAUUUAUCAAACCAAUUUCUUUCAUUUUUUGUGCUGUUACAAACCACCUCUGUUAAAUGAACAGUUUGUUGAUGUUAAGAAAUAAAAUGACUAAACAUAGA